Acipenser ruthenus (sterlet) is the source of this 4221-nucleotide messenger RNA. RefSeq names its product palmdelphin-like. NCBI's taxonomy places the organism in Eukaryota, Metazoa, Chordata, Actinopteri, Acipenseriformes, Acipenseridae. The transcript is spliced from 9 exons. Gene Ontology annotation, biological process: regulation of cell shape. The record is from RefSeq and is a predicted model, not a curated record. The coding region runs from base 607 to 2490 and encodes 627 amino acids. Gene Ontology annotation, cellular component: cytoplasm; membrane.
AAAAACACCCAGCCCGCUCUCUACAAAGCUGCAGCUUUUCAACGGAAAACCCUUCACCACCUAGUCAAGCAGAGGAAAAUAACAGGAAAUGCAACAGCUUUUUUUUUUUUUUUUUUUUACAAAAAAAAGAGAGGCGGGACCAAGUUGAGUUGCACACAGAACUACAGGUAUUGCAACGCAAGCUAAACUAAACUGAGCUGAACUAGUAUGCAAAAGGGCGAGCCGUGUUAGGCUUUGACACGCACAGCACGUAAAUGUAAUACCUUUUCAGUUUUUUUGGGGAAAAAAAAACAUUUAAUAUAUACCUAUUUCACGCCGCUGCAUCACAGGCAUGCACGGAACAAACAUGGCUUGCUGGGUUAAGUUUGUUUAAUACAGAAGAAGCACACCAGGUUCAGGUGGAGAUUGGACACAGGUUUUUUUGUACUCUGCAGCCCAGUUGUUAAACUCAAAGACAGUUUCUUGAAGACUGUUGUUGCUUCACUUGGCGCCGUGACCGAAUCUGCGAGGGACACUUUUUCUGUUGUUUGAAAUCAAACCGGAGUUGGGCUGAAACAACCGAUAGACCUGCUCUGAGAAGUGGAGUUUUAUCGAGUGGGAGCGACAAUGGAAGAGACAGAGUUGUACAAGCAGAGGCUCCAGGCCAUAGCUGAGAAGCGUCGUAUUCAGGAAGAGCAGGAGCGAACGAGGAGGGAGAUGGAGGAGGAGAGACUGCGUCUGCAGCAGAUGAAGAGGAAGUCCUUGCGAGACCAGUGGUUGAUGGAGGGAUCCGCAGCUCCAUUGGACUCUUCCGUCCCCAAGUCUCCUCUGUGGGGCUCCCAGGCACAGCAACUUGAGGAGCGGAUCAACAAGCUUCAGACAGAACAGAGUCGUCUGGCAGAAGAGGAAUCCCACAUUGGCAAACAGGAAGGUGCUGAAACACUGAACCAUGCUGGGAAAGACGCAGAGAAGAUCCAGCUUGUCCUCUUAGACGCAAAUGAAGAAGCUCAGAAGCACAGUAACGAGAAAAAAGAAAAUGGUGCUAAAACUGGACACAGCACCACAGCAAAAUUUACAGCAUCGCAGAUCACUGCUCCUGUACUCGCUGCACCCCCCAAACCAGCUGUGAGGUUACGAAGAGCGCCCCCUACUGAUGAGGCAGCCAUGGCGAUCGGAGAGGGGGACAGGACAGCCAUGUUCGCUAUGCAGAUCAGCGUGGAGAAAAACUUGAAGACUGGAGACGCCACUGUUCUGUCCACAGUCCUUCAGGAUGUCCAUGAGUUUGAGGCCAAAGGACAUAAAGUAUUUGACGAUGGCACCAAGAGCAUCUUCGCUGUGGGAGCUGGCGCUGAGAAAGAGCUUGGCCCGGAGGAGGUGGACAGACUCCUAAACCAGACAGCAUGGAAGAAGUCUGAACACGAAGGAGAGCCUCCACAUAACGACACAAAAGACCUGAACAUGGCGAGCCACAAUGGUGGCAAGGAAAUAACAAUGAACCACAAUCUGGAAGAAAACUCUGAGCUGGCUUCUGAAAAAGGGGUGAACGAGGAAGGCAAAGUAGAUCUAGAGGCAGGAGCGGAGGACGCCCAUGCCGUCAUCCUUAACCACAAUCCUCCAGAAUCGCUUCAAGAAGACCAACCCAAGACCAAUGGUUUGGUCAACGGUUUUGAAAAGCUGGGAGAUGAAAUAGUGAAACAUGAAGAAAAAGAAGAAGAAGAAGAAGAACCAGUGAUCUGGGAAAAUGGACAGACCCAGAAAUCAGAAGGAGACAUAGAAGAAACCAAAGCCUCUAAACCUGCGGAUCUAGACAGCCUGAUGGAAAACCCGGUCAGCCUCACCUUCCUCGGGUUUUCCGAUGCAAAGUCUGAGGAGGAAUCGAAGGAGGUUAUAGGAGAAGUGAUGCGUGCGGAACGUGUCAUUAUCACAGAGGAAGGAGAGGAAAUACCCAUAGAGACUAAAGAAGAACCGACUGAACCUCCAGAGCCCUCUGGUGCAGAUCUAGACGUGGAAAAAACCGCUGAAACAAUCCCAAAUCUCUGUCUUCGGGAACAGGCCAUUGAGACAGAGGUUGCGCCGAACACUGUCAGCCUAAUAGGAGUCCUUGAUGAACCUGCAGCAGAAGAUUCCAAAGAAGUUUAUAAAGAAGUGGAUCUUGCAGACAUCACCUUCGAGCCAGCUACGGAUCUCCUGACUCCAGAAACGGAAUCUUCUUUAAUCCCGACUGCGCAGGAACAGGCAGCGGAAACCCCAGAGAAACCCGAAAUUCAGCCCUUGCUGAAAGAAGCAGCAGCAGGGUCCAAGACCCCUCCCAAGCCUUCUGAACAGGAGCCCUUGCUGGCUCCGACAGUCCAGCCUCCUCCCGUGGCAGCAGCCAGAAGAGAGCCCCCGUCUUCAGCCAUCAAGGGUGCCGAGUCUGCCCCUACCCCCAGCAGGGACAUGGAGAGCAGAGCAGAAGCACUCGAGCCCUCCCGGCCCAAACAGCAAGCCUGCCAGUGCUGCUCCCUCAUGUGACUGCCCCCCAUCCCAACACCCUUAUCCAGGGCUUGAAACUCACACCAGCCCACUUUCAAAACUCAAUUAAGCACAUUAUUUAAAUGAGUUUGAUAGCUGCAUCAACAGCUCCUAUUAAGUAAGUAUUAAAUCAAACUGGUUGCGAGUGUCAUGCCCUGGGUAGCUCAGCAUCUUUACAACCACCUCACCAGGAAAAGCACCCAGGUGGGGUUAGGAUUCUACUUGUUGAGUAGGAUCAUUAGGCUCAUUUCACAAAGCUGCCAUUUCCAGACAGUAACCUGAUUCGAAAUAUGCUGAGAUUUGACUUGUUUUAAUCUUUUUUUAAUGUUCCUUUGACAGUCAUUGUAUUUUUCCACGUCCGAUACAAAAGCUGUCUGUUAGGAGAGGGCUGUGUUGAGGAAACUGAUCAUUACUUCAAAGUAUUUAAGAAUAUUUUGGUUAGCUCUGAAUUACAUAUUUGAAGUACAGCACAAUCAAAUGUGUGUUAAAGACCCAUAUGGAAGGUCUGUAGGAAUUAAUCUAAUGAAUCCCUGUUCAUCCCCUACACUGUGUAAAGUACUGAUAGUGUAUAUAUAAAUCCCAUGUUAAAUCUAGAUAUCUAUCUUUAAAGUUUGAUUGUAAUACAUGUGGGGCAUUUUAACACACAUUCUCCCUUGUAUUAUUUACUGUUGAGAGUUAAGUCCUGAUCACAUCUGGCUUUUAAUUCAGAUUUGUUAUAGUGAGGGUAGUAGGAAUAUAUGCAUUAAAAAACUUGUUCAAUGUCCUCUCCUUUAUAUUGAAUCAGACCUUGAGUUUCAAUUUUUAUAUUUGCCUUUUAAGUGUUAUCUUCUCCUGCAAUCUUGUCUUGUGUAUUAUUAUUAUUAUUUUAUUUUUUCUGGCCAAAAACGAGCUGAAACCAUUUUUCAGAGACGUCCAAUCAAAAAAACAAAUUUAUAAUCUGGUCACCAGUGAAUAUCUUCCCUGUGUUGGUUUGCAGAUGAAUUUUGAGAAACCUAAGUAAAUACUUUAUUUCUUGUUUUUAGAAAUGCUAAAAUAAACUUAAUAAAUUCAACGACAAACGUUCCGACUAGAAAGUUUUUCUCAAUGAAUGACUUCUGGUCGAAAGCUUUGUCACUGAAUGAAUUCAGUUUCUUGUAUUUCUAAAUGUAGCUCUAUGCAGUGUUGAAUGGGGAGAAACUAUUGCAAUCUUUGCUUCCUUGGGUGGUCUGUUUUCUCAUUGUAUUUCUUUAAAUAAACUUUUUUGGAUAUCUGUAUGUCGGGGUUCUGUACCAACAGACAGCAAGAGUUUGUCAAUACAUUUGAUCAGCAAAAAGUAAUUGGAUUUUAUGCAUACAAUUAAAAAAAAAAAAAAAGUGAAUAUGCUAGAAAAUGUACAGUUCUGAGAAGCCUACAUUAAAUUCACUUUUACAAAAAUGCAACUUGGAAAUAAAAAGGUUUUAGCAAAUAUGAUUUUUGUUUUUUAAACAUUUUGAUUUAUAUGUUCAUUUAAGGAAGCAAAAAUGCAAAAAAAAAACAAAAACAGUUGCAUGACAUACUAUACAUAACAAGCACAUUUUUUGUUUGAGUUUAAAUGUGUAUGUAUUUGAAUGUGUGUAAAAUGAACUGGGAAGGAUGGGGUUGGGGGUGUAACCUUGUAUAGAAUGUAGUAGCAAUUUUCAGAACACAACUGUAUGCAAAUGAAAAAAAUACUUUGAUUUUUAUUAUUAAAGUUGGAGAUGUUAAUUAUUAAUA